Messenger RNA from Pogona vitticeps (central bearded dragon), 1824 nucleotides. RefSeq names its product cytotoxic T-lymphocyte associated protein 4 (gene CTLA4). The record is from RefSeq and is a predicted model, not a curated record. Gene Ontology annotation, biological process: negative regulation of regulatory T cell differentiation; B cell receptor signaling pathway; immune response. NCBI's taxonomy places the organism in Eukaryota, Metazoa, Chordata, Lepidosauria, Squamata, Agamidae. Gene Ontology annotation, cellular component: external side of plasma membrane; membrane.
ACCCACAAUUUCCUUUCUCAUAAAGCCAUAACAAAACUGUGAUUACCUUUGCAGGUGAGCUCCUUCUUUUUCUGUUUGGUCUUCAGUCAGAUACUCUAUCAAACAUCACCUGUGUGGACUCAACAAGUUCCUGCAUCCUGAAAAAGGAUCCAUUCCUUCUUCUGCAGUUCUAAUUUGUUUCCAGCCUGUCUUGAACUAAGAAAGCUUCAAGCAUCAGUUCAGCAUCGAUUCAGCACUGGACUAUGAGAUGAUGGCUCUCUUUGUCACUAUUCUGUUUUCCAUCUUAGCUGCUGGCUUCACCAAAGUCAUGGAAGUGACCCAGCCAGCAUUCCUAGUAGCAAAAAGUCAAGAUUCUGUCAACUUCGUCUGUGAAUACAAGAAUGCUAAAGAUGUGAAAGAACUCAGAGUAACGUUACUUAAAGAGACAGGAAACACAUCCAUCCAGAUCUGUGCUUCACCGCUUCCUAUCCAGGACAACAAGCCAUUCAGCCUGAAGGAUGGUAUCCACUGCCAAGUCCAUCCUGGUCAUGAGAGUGUCAACGUGACACUUCGGGGCCUACAGUCAACAGAUGGAGGUGUAUACGUUUGCAAGAUUGAGCGGCUUUAUCCUCCACCCUACUACCCAGUCAUGGGAAAGGGGACCCAACUCUAUAUUAUUGACUCAGAUCCAUGCCCAGACAUAUCUGAGUAUCUUUCGAUCAUAGUGACAGUGGUGGCAGUCGUUUUUGGAUUGUUUGUCAACAGCAUUUUAAUCACAGUCUACAUUACAAGAAGGGUGAUACGAAAAAGCAAAUAUUUUGUUCCUGGGGUCUAUGAGAAAUUUAACCAAGAAGACUAAAGAAACAACUAGAGAGAAAGAAGAAAUUAUGACUUCUGUGAAGUAUCUAUGGAGAAAAUGUAUUUCCUAAUAUAUAGGAAUGUAAUUUUUGUAAAUUGCAAACUGGAUCACAGUGAAGGGGGAAGCUAUGCAUUAAAAUUAAGAAUACUAAAGUUAUGCUGCAAAGCGACUGAAUUCAUUAGGAUUUGGAUACAAUAUUCUACAGAUUAUACUUCCUUCUGUUGUAAUUGUCUUAUAAAUCUAUCAGUAACGAUAACAACACGAUCCUUAGAGUUAAUCAUAUGGUAGAACCUUUCCUGGUCUAUAUCCCAUCAGGUGAUACAUAUCUGCAUGUCUGAAUGCUUAACCCUUAUUUAGCACUCAAAAUGCACCUUACACCCCUGCCUACUGUUUGCGCCGUUUGUUACCUCAUUGUAGCAAUAUCUUUGUGUGAACUCCAGCUUUAACAGAUGGUUUUCUGCUUUCUUUUUUGUUAAGACUUCUUCUUGAUAUAAAUUAAAUUUACAUUAUCAGGGAUCACUAAGGCACAGAGAUUAUGUUUACUCCCAUUCAGCUGGUCCAAUGCAAGGACGUGAUAGUGUUCAAAGUCAAGUCAGAGUGAUGAUGAUGUCUUGAUGUUGUCAUGCAGCCAAUCAGAUUUAACAGUGGGGUGACAUCAGGAAACCACAUGAGAAUGAAAGAAAAGCCCUUACCAAUCACAAACUGGGAGUACCUUUAUUUGUGUGCCCCUCAGUUGUGGAUCAGUGCUACUUGCAUUUCCACCACUGGACUGAAGAAGAGCAUCUUUUUUCUGUGCCUCACCUUUUCUUUACCUCCCUCACCAGCUGUGGUGCUUGGAAGCGCCAUUCUCUUCAUCUCCUGAAGGACCUGUCAUGGUCCUUCCACACUUCAUACCUUGCCUUGUUCUCAUCUCUCUUCCCCAUUUUGUUUUUUGAAUUUAUGCUUUGUGAAUAAAUACAUUUUAUAAAAUAAAGCUGUCAAAUGCA